Molecule: messenger RNA, 981 nt
Organism: Cooperia oncophora
Lineage: Eukaryota; Metazoa; Nematoda; Chromadorea; Rhabditida; Trichostrongylidae
Source: the annotation of a GenBank genome assembly
AUGAAGAAGCUGAAAAGUGAGGCCAAGACGAAAAAGAUAAAAUCAAAUGAUGCCCGAAGCGGUGGUGAUGACGAUAUGGAUGCAAGAGAACGACGGAUUCGGAUUACGGACGCAAGAAGUGCCGCCCCUAAGAAGGCAGCUGUUCCUGCAGCGGCUCCUCAAGAACCAACGGUGGAAGUUGCGAAAGAAGCUGAAUCCGAACUUCCUCUGGCCGAUCGCUUGCUGGGUAGCGGUGUCCGACCGCCUCAUCGAAUGGAUUUCCAAUUACAGGUGAAAUAUUUAUUUGCUGUUGGGAGUCCUCUGGCAGUUUUCCUGGUGAUGCGUGGUGCCACUCACGCUGAUCUUCUACCAUCCAAAAUGAAUGUGGAGCGCGUUUUCAACAUCUUCCAUCCUUAUGAUCCUGUGGCGUACAGAUUAGAACCAAUGUUCAUUCCUGAAUUUCGCUACAUCCGUCCUAUAAAGCUGUUCUCCAGUCAUGACUUGCGUGCCCGAGGUUCCUACGACGAGUUGCCCUUGGAUGUAUACAAGAGCUACAUGAAGAAGCUGAAAAGUGAGGCCAAGACGAAAAAGAUAAAAUCAAAUGAUGCCCGAAGCGGUGGUGAUGACGAUAUGGAUGAAGAAGACGACUGCGAUUCGGAUUACGACGCCAAGAGCGGAUCGGCACCUAAGAAGGCAGCUGUUCCUGCAGCGGCUCCUCAAGAACCAACGGUGGAAGUUGCGAAAGAAGCUGAAUCCGAACUUCCUCUGGCCGAUCGCUUGCUGGGUAGCGGUGUCCGACCGCCUCAUCGAAUGGAUUUCCAGUUACAGCCCGCACUGACGGACAAGAGCUAUUGGUCGGUACUGAAGAGUCAUUUCGCCUACUGGACUAAUGCUGAUCUAGCUGUUUUCGUAGCUAAUUUACUUCAUACAGAAUACCAAACUAGGGGUGAUAACGAUGAUGCAACUGAGGCUGUAGAUCAUCCUACCUUUAAAGCAGUGUAA